Messenger RNA from Phyllotreta striolata, 3247 nucleotides. NCBI's taxonomy places the organism in Eukaryota, Metazoa, Arthropoda, Insecta, Coleoptera, Chrysomelidae. The record is from the annotation of a GenBank genome assembly.
AUGUUUAGGCCCCAUAGCGACUAUGGCAGAAAGCGACUCAUCCAGCGCUUAAAGAGACAUCGGCAUGGACUAUUCAACACUCCCGAGAUUAAAUAUCCGCGUCGUUCGUUCCUCGAAAAAGUAUUGCACCCGAAGAACAAGUGUAACGUUAUAAGCAGCACUCCGUUACCUAAUAGGAAGAGGCCAUUAGCUGUGUCGAGCGCUGAAUUCAGUCCGAUCGCCAAUGGAUCGUACAAUAAUGGUGUUACUAACAGCCCGAGUCAUACAGAAACAUUUAAAAAACCAGAAGCAUCGAUUAGAUCUUGCUCUAAUAAGGCGAAUAACAGAAGCAAGCUUCUUAAGCAGGUUUCAAUUGCAUCUACAAGUACAGAAGAUGAAAGCGGUAGUAUUCGUAAGAAUGCCGCUUGCGCAUCGAAUAAUAAUGUUAAUUUAGGAGAAUUAGAAGAGGACUCGAGCGAUUCGGACGGAAAUAACGAAGAUAUAUUCGAGAAUCGGCCUCGAUCAAACCACUCGAGGAAUUCGAAUAAAGAAGUUUCAUUGAAUGGUAUAAAUAACUUCUUAAAACGGAAUAUUUCCAAAUCCAUCAAAUCGUGCACUUCGACUAAAUCUAGGACGCCAUCUCGGUUGAGUUUACACGAUUGCAUUAAUCGUUUACACGAACAGAAGAAUAUGGAAGUGCAAACGUCGCUUAGCCGAUACAACGAUCAGCCGGCGUCUAUAGACAAGAAUGCGAACAUUUUCGAACGGAAUUUGUUCAACAGUUUGCAAGACGGGCCUUUGAUCGAUAGCAUGGGCAGCUACGCGGAUUACAACGUGUUGAGGAAACCCAGUACUGAUGCGGGUUGGAGGAUGCCUUCGAGAAGCGGACUUAAUAAUACUACCGGUUUGUGCUACAAUGUAACCGAUUGGAGCAAUAACAACAAACGCUAUCAGCGGGGCGUGAAGAAUAAUUUGAAAACGUACAGGAGAUUGGGAGGAAAUGCAAACCUUGGCGAUUUCCGAAGGAGUAUUGGUUUUGGUCAGAAUUCGAAUCGAGAAACGGACAGUUCGAGUAUCGACGAUGAUGAUGAUUUUAUCCCUAAAUCAACUUCCAAGAAUCGAACUAACGAUGUACCUACACAUAUACAUACGAAUAAUAACGGCCGAGAUCACGAAAUGGAAAGUUCUAGUAGCGAUGGAGAUGUUAACGAUAGCUCGAAUAUGUUAUCAAAAUCAACUACUAAUAUCAGAAAGUGGAUAAGCAAUAAUAGUAAACGUACAAAUAAUGAAUCGGAAAUGGAAAAUUGUACCAUCAACAGGAUAUCUCUACGUGAAAGAACUAAUCUUGUUAACAACGCGGACCAAGAAAAGGAAAAUUUUAAUAUCGAUGAGAAUAAUGAGUACUUAAAUGUUAACGGAGUUAGAAAAUCGACCUCGAAGCUCAACAAUGGCAGAAAAUCUGCACACAAGAAAGUUAAACACACAAAUAAUGAAUCAGAAAUUGACAAUUAUAACAAUAUUAGGAUGUCUCUACAUGAGAAAACUAGUGUUAUUAACGACCCAGAUCAAGAUAUGGAAAAUUUGGGUAAUGAUGAGGAGGAUGAUGAGUACUUGAAAGUUAAAGGAGUUACAAAAUCGACCUCGAAGCUCAGCAAUGGCAGAAAGUCUGUACACAAAAGAGGUAAACAUACAAAUAACGAUUCAAAUCAUGAAAUGGUUGAUCAGGUUGAUGAUAGUAGAGUUAAUACAGAUCCCAAAUCAACCUCGAAGCUUAGCAAUGGCAGAAAGUCUGGACACAAGAAAGAUAAUAAACACACAAAUAAUGCAUCAGUAAUGGAAAAUUAUAACAAUAACAGGACGUCUCUACAUGUAGAAACUAAUGUUAUUAAUAACACAGAGCAAGAAAUGGAGAAUUUGAGUACCGGUGAGGAUGGUGAUGAGUACUCGAAUGUUAACGGAGUUACAAAAUCGCCCUCGAAGCUUCUUAAUGGCAGAAAAUCUGUACACAAAAGCGCAAAACGUACAAAUAACGAUUCAGAUCAUGAAAUGGUUGAUCAGGUUGAUGAUAAUAGAGUUAAUACAGAUCCCAAAUCAAUCUCGAAGCUUAGCAAUAGCAGAAAGUCUGUACACGAAAAGGAUAAACGUACAAAUAACGAAUCAGAUCAUGAAAUCGUUAAUCAGGUUGAUGAUAAUAGAGUUAAUACAGAUCCCAAAUCAACCUCGAAGCUUAGCAAUAGCAGAAAGUCUGUACACGAAAAGGAUAAAAGUACAAAUAACGGAUCAGAAAUGGAAAAUUCCAACAUUACCAGGAGGUCUCUACGUGUACACAUUAAAGCUAUCAACGACCUACGCAAAGAAACGGAAAAUUUGAAUCCUCAUGAGGAUAAUAACGAUCACACUGUUUCGAAGCCGACCUCGAAGCGUAGAAAUGGCGAGAAUUCAGUUCGAAAUAAGAGUAACGUUCCAAACGAUAAAGAAUCGGAUUCUUUGGAUUGCGAAAGGGCUCAUCGUUCGAAGCAGAUCGUUUCGAUAUCGGAACAAACGACUUCUUCGAUGCUCGAAACAAUAAGGGAACAUAACGAGGAACAAUCAGAAAUUGCUGGUCCGUCAAGAAGAACUAUCAAAAAAAUAAAACGAACUGGAUUGCGUAAAACAUUUGAUGGAAUCGAUUUAGCGCCACAAGAAGUUACAAAUAAUGGCAGGCCCGUAAGAAACAGAAGACCACCACCUGCGAAGGUUUAUGACAAUCUUUUUAAUUUUGUAUAUAAGGGAGGGAAGUUUUGUCAAAAAAGUGCGUACCAAGAAGAUGAAACGGUUCUCUUUAAGAAACCAGCGGUUAAAAGAGUAACUCAAGCGAAACCGAAGAAAUCUGUUACUAAAACGAAUAAGAAUAAAUCUGUUACUAAAACGAAUAAGAAUAAAUCUAAGGCGCAGAAGAUUUCCGAUGAAACCACCGAAGAUGCAGGUAAUGAGGUGCAGAAUGAAAGAGUUUCCGAAGACCCCGGCCCAUCCGUAACAGAAAAUAAUGUAUAUAUGGACGUGACCGAACGUGAUGCAGGGAGUUCCGGCUUGUCUAAUUCAACUGACCGUAGCAGGUAUAAUUUGAAACCCGGUGAAAUGAUUUCCAGCUCGGCCGUGGAAGAAAAUUGGUCUCUUAUUGUGAGGAGGGGACACGGUACACUUAUCGUAAACGGCACAAACGUAAAAAUCAAGCAAUUCGAUUCGUUUGAAUUACCUCGUGGUAAGUACUAAGUAUGCAAUACGUAAC